Cynocephalus volans (Philippine flying lemur) is the source of this 195-nucleotide messenger RNA. Its product is annotated as translation machinery-associated protein 7-like. The transcript has a single exon. NCBI's taxonomy places the organism in Eukaryota, Metazoa, Chordata, Mammalia, Dermoptera, Cynocephalidae. The record is from RefSeq and is a predicted model, not a curated record. Bases 1 to 195 code for a protein of 64 amino acids.
AUGUCCAGCCACGAAGGUGGCAAGAAGCAGCCCCUGCAACAGCUCAAGAAGCAGGCCAAGGAGAUGGACAAGGAAGAUAAGGCUUUCAAGCAGAAACAAAAAGAGGAGCAGAAGAAACUAGAGGAACUGAGGGUGAAGGCCACGGGAAAGGGCCCCCUGGCCACAGGUGGAAUUAAGAAAUCUGGCAAAAAGUAA